This is a messenger RNA of Platichthys flesus (European flounder), 1366 nucleotides long. RefSeq names its product lin-37 DREAM MuvB core complex component (gene lin37). The record is from RefSeq and is a predicted model, not a curated record. Lineage: Eukaryota; Metazoa; Chordata; Actinopteri; Pleuronectiformes; Pleuronectidae. The transcript has 9 exons. Gene Ontology annotation, biological process: negative regulation of transcription by RNA polymerase II. The coding region runs from base 400 to 1125 and encodes 241 amino acids. Gene Ontology annotation, cellular component: transcription repressor complex; Myb complex.
GAAAGUCUGUCACUACUACGCUUUCCUCAAAAUAAGCUAAGUUAGCAUCGGUGAUUAGAGCUAGCAGCUGCAACACUCCGAGCUAGCAUCAAAACAAAGUUUCCACAGUGUGUUUCAAGUGAAUGUAUGGAAACAGAAAAGGGCUAACCAUCAUCCAGCUAACCGCAACAAUACGUGGAUUAAGUUUGUGAUUUUGCGUUGACGUUAUACAAUAGAUACUGCUAGCGCACAACAGCCGCUAGCUAGCUGGUAGCAAACAAUUGGCUGUCACUGUCUUACGUUGGGUCUGCUGAGUCGCGUCAGACACCGUGUGGGUCCCGGUCGUGAACGUCUGGCUGUAGACGUAGUUGUUUUUCUAUCAUUACCGUGUUGAAUACCUCCGUCUAGAAGGUGGAGACAAUGCACCACGUCAAGAUCAAGACUGAACGGCCAGAUGCGGAGGGGGCCGGUGCACGCACCAGAUUGGAUGCUCUGUUGAAUAGGCUGGUUGAGAAGAGCGAAAAUGAAAGGGAUCAAAAUGAGGGGGAGACGGGGAAAACUUCAGCAGACUCUUUAAGCAAGGAUUUGUCUCCAUCGUCUUCUGGAAAAAGACCCUCAGCUCGAUUUCCACAGCACCGGCGGAAGAAGCGAAAAGAGAUGGAGGAGGGCUUACCAGAGAGCAAUCAGCAUAAACAAAAUGCUUACAUUAUAAAGUUGUUUGAUCGCAGUGUGGAUCUGGCUCAGUUCAACACCAGCACCCCACUGUAUCCUAUCUGCCGUGCCUGGAUGAGAAAUAAUCCAUCUGUUCGAGAGCCGGCCGCUUACCCAAGCCCCCCACACAGCAUGGUAGAGGAGGAGGUGUCAGACAUGAUCAAUGGUCAGAUUGUGACCAGACUCCCCCCUCCAACCUCCUGUCCAAUCAGCACCUCCGGUGAACCAGUCAAUCUCAGGAUCCCUCAUACCGAAAAACCCAGUGUUUCCAAGUUAGCAUUGUCAGUUCCUGUACCAGGAUCUCUCAUAUGUGACCACAUGGAGCGUUGGAAGAAGAUAAGACAAAAAUGGAAGGAGUGUUCCAAUAAGAACCAAUUAAGAUACAGCGAGAGCAUUAAGAUCCUGAAGGAGAUGAAGGAGCUCUAUGAUCGCUAAUUGUAGCUGCUAGCUCACCAACUCGGAACAGACUCUUUGCAGUUGAAAAAUGCAUCAGCUGAACCUGGAGCCUUAAAUGAAACAUACGUCCAAUGUAUUGCAAUUUGUUUUUGCAAGAAUCUUAAAGUUUGGAGUGUGAUGUUGUCUGACGUGCUCUCUCAUUAGCAGUAUUUUUCAACAAAAACUUACUUGUGAAUUCUCAUCAUUAACAAGAUUAAUUAAAGUUCAUUUUGGUCUCUUC